AUGACGACUACUCAAUCUGUCACAACUGUUUUUAUCAUCCUAUCUACACUACUUUUUUCUUCAUAUUCUGACGCAUUAUCUUCAACGUUUGAUGACGAAAAAACCGAAACAUACAUCAUUCACGUCUCUAAACUAGAAAAACCGACCGUUUUCCCUUCUCACCAUGAUUGGUAUACCUCAACUCUUCAAUCUCUUCCUGCACAUCUUUCUCCGUCUCAUCCACAAGGAAAUAUUAUUUACACAUAUAAAAAUGUUUUUCAUGGUUUUGCUGCACUACUCACUCCAUCCCAAGCGUCCCAUCUUCAUCUUCAACCAGGAUUCCUGGCAGUCCUCCCUCAAGAUGUUCACCAACUCCAUACUACUCGUACUCCUCAUUUUCUUGGUCUGAGUGAUAACUCUGGUCUCUGGCCUGACUCAGAAUAUGGUGAUGACAUCAUUAUUGGUGUUUUUGAUACCGGAAUCUGGCCGGAAAGUCAGAGUUUCAAUGACACAAGUUUAAGUAAUCCUAUACCAGAGAGAUGGAAAGGUACCUGUGAAUCUGGCCCUGAUUUCUCCAACACGUCGUGCAAUAACAAGAUAAUUGGUGCUCGCUUUUAUUACAAAGGAAUUGAAGCCAAAGAUGGACGUAAGCUAAACGAGACCAAAGAUUCGAAAUCACCAAGAGAUACUGAUGGACACGGUACACACACGGCAUCAACUGCAGCCGGAUCCGUUGUUAAGAAUGCUGGAUUAUAUGAAUAUGGUGUUGGAGUAGCGAAAGGAAUGGCUACCAAGGCAAGAAUUGCUUCUUACAAAAUAUGCUGGAGUAAUGGAUGUGCUAGUGCAGAUAUUCUUGCUGCAAUAGAUCAAGCUGUGGAAGACGGAGUUGAUGUGAUUUCUUUGUCUGUUGGAAGCCUUAUUCAACUUCCGUAUGAUCGAGAUUCAACUUCCAUUGGUACAUUUGGUGCUGCGAUGAAAGGAGUUCUCGUUACUGCCUCUGCAGGAAAUUCAGGACCAAGUCCUCUCAGAGUAACUAAUGCUGCUCCAUGGAUAUUUACCGUUGGAGCAUCUACUAUCGACAGAGAAUUUCCCUGUGAUGUGAUUUUAGGCGAUGGGAGAGUUUUUAGUGGUGUAUCAUUAUAUUCUGGGAAGCCACUCGAGAAAUCCAACACUGAAUUAGUUUUUGCUGCUGAUAUUGGCAGCAUAUUUUGCAAAGAAGGAGAGUUGAAUUCCACUGCAGCCGCGGGAAAGAUUGUUGUUUGUGAUGGUGGUGGUGUAGUUGGCACAGCUGAAAAAGGAAACGCAGUCAAAAUCGCUGGUGGUGUUGGAAUAAUUAUAACAAAUUCAUUGGUCUACGGAGAAGAAUUGUCUGCUGUUUCACAUCUAAUUCCAGGAGCAACAGUGACUUUCAAGGACGCAAAUGAGAUUGUAAAGUAUAUUGAUACACAACAAAAGCCUACAGCAUCUUUCGAUUUCAAGGGAACAAUUGUUGGAUCCUCUCCUUCAGCUCCCAAAGUUGCUGCAUUUUCUAGCCGUGGCCCUACCUUUAUAUCACCUGAGAUUCUUAAACCGGACAUUAUCGCACCUGGUGUUAACAUCUUGGCUGCUUGGACCGGUGCUGUUGGUCCAACAGAUCUUGAGAUCGAUAAAAGGCGCGUGGAGUUCAACAUAAUAUCCGGUACUUCUAUGUCAUGCCCUCAUGUGAGCGGGUUGGCUGCGAUGCUUCGAAAGGCUUAUCCUAACUGGUCACCAGCUGCAAUUAAGUCUGCUCUCAUGACUACUGCCUAUAAUUUAGACAAUGCAGGUAAAAACUUUACUGAUCUGUCAACAGGAAGAGAUUCAACACCGUUCCAACAUGGUGCUGGACAUGUCGACCCCAACAAAGCCUUAAACCCUGGUUUGGUAUACGACAUCCAGCCAAGUGAUUAUGAGGCAUUUCUUUGCUCCAUUGGGUACAACAAAACGCAAAUUUCGCUUUUCAUCAAGGACAAAACAGUCGAUUGUUCGUCACAUACGUCGGUUGCUAGUCCCGGGGAUCUUAACUACCCAUCAUUCUCUGUGAUUUUUGAACCACCAAAUGAUUCAGUUGUCAAGCACAAGAGAGUGGUUACAAAUGUUGGAAAACCAGGAGAUGCGAUUUACCGAGUAAAGGUUAACAGUCCAACAUCGGCUGAGAUCAGUGUCUCCCCGAGUAUACUAACGUUCACAGCGACUAACCAAAGUUUGUCUUAUGAAAUGACAUUCACAAGCUUGAGUAAGGCUGAGAACAUUUCCAAAUUUGAGUUUGGGUCAAUCGAAUGGACAGACAGUGUACACGUCGUGAGGAGUCCCAUUGCUUUAACCUGGCUACCUAGCUUGUAAUAAUGCUUGUACAAUUAUUUGUCCACUGGAAUAAAUUUGGGUCCAGGAAUUUUCUAAAA
Molecule: messenger RNA, 2399 nt
Organism: Papaver somniferum (opium poppy)
Lineage: Eukaryota; Viridiplantae; Streptophyta; Magnoliopsida; Ranunculales; Papaveraceae
Product: subtilisin-like protease SBT1.4
Exons: 1
Coding region: 1-2340 (779 amino acids)
Biological process (GO): proteolysis
Molecular function (GO): serine-type endopeptidase activity
Source: RefSeq, a predicted model, not a curated record